Molecule: messenger RNA, 267 nt
Organism: Polyodon spathula (Mississippi paddlefish)
Lineage: Eukaryota; Metazoa; Chordata; Actinopteri; Acipenseriformes; Polyodontidae
Product: syntaxin-1A-like
Exons: 3
Biological process (GO): intracellular protein transport; synaptic vesicle fusion to presynaptic active zone membrane; exocytosis
Cellular component (GO): endomembrane system; presynaptic active zone membrane; synaptic vesicle
Molecular function (GO): SNAP receptor activity; SNARE binding
Source: RefSeq, a predicted model, not a curated record
AAACCAAGCAGGAGCUGGAGGAGCUGAUGACUGACAUCAAGAAGCUGGCUAACAAAGUGCGCUCCAAGUUAAAGAGCAUUGAGCAGAGCAUCGAACACGAGGAAGGGCUGAACAGAUCGUCCGCUGACCUUCGAAUACGGAAGACUCAGCAUUCCACGCUGUCUCGCAAAUUUGUGGAAGUGAUGUCGGAGUACAACGCCACCCAAUCAGAUUACAGGGAGCGCUGCAAGGGGAGGAUCCAACGGCAACUGGAGAUCAGUGAGUAAC